AUGACCUCUCCAACGCACAGCCAUGCGUCGACCACAGGCAGUCGGCGUCACCACACGCCGCUGCUGCAGGAGCGCAGCAACUCUUUGACUCGCCGACAGGAAAUGCUGAAGCUCCAAAACGGUCCGCCGUCCACCCUGCACUACCCCGCAUCACCGCAGCAAGAGGAGGCGGACGCGGAUGCGGCUAUGCCGGGCACCGUCGUCGUGUGCGGUGUGCGCUCCGCGUUCCCGCUCAUCCCGCUGACCGACGAGGCGCAAAUCGCAAGCGGCAGUGCGGUGCUCGAGACGCCGUCGCCGCAGUCUUCACCUAGCUCGCUGCGCGGUGUACCGUGUCUGCGCCGUCCGUCGUCUCCGACCGCGGCCACCCUCUUCCAGCGCCAGCACUCCGGCACCGGCAUCGGCGGCGAUGAGCCUUGCAUCGGCAACGGCACCAACGCGGCCGGAUUGCCGCCUGCCCUAUGCACGCGCAAUCGUGCAACCCGAAACGCCACUGGAAGGCCGCCACGGGUGCGUCCAUACGAAGGACAAGAAGAGCAGCUAGCAGAGCUCGAUGCGGAAGCUGGCGCUGAAGAGGACCGCUUCAGCCGGGGGUUGGAGGACGAUGGAUGCGAAGCAGGGGACGCAAGGUCCGCCAGCGACAACGCCGCAUCGCCGCACGAGAGUGAUGGGCGCAGCAGUGAAGAAAAUGCAGAGCGUCCCGACGUCGCCGUUGAGGUCAUUCAACCGCUUGUCGCGUCCAUCGACGAUGCAUCACUCUCAUCCUGCACGAAGCGCGCUCCCCCACCCUCGCAGGUGGUGACGGCGUGCGCGUCGGCGCACGCCAUCACGGAAACAACCAUGGCUCACACACCACAAGCACGUCGCUUAACUUACAAUGGCGACAGCAGUCUGGAAGAGCUUGACGACGACCAGCCCGCGAGCGAGGAGGUGCGCCCGCGCGACAGCCGCUACCCAACGCAAGAGUCGCUUGAGAACCACAGUGACGACGGCGAGGGUCGGCGUGCGUCGCAGCCGGCGGACCAACCUCCCCCUCGCAGCUGCCACGCGCAGCUCGAACAGGCAGCCUUAUCUCCUCCAUGUGCACCGACUACGCCGACGACUCAUCGGCAGAGUGUCGAGGCCAUGGAUGCCUCGGCAUCCGUGGUGAAGACGGACGCGACAAGCUCCACCUUAGCCACGCAGCUGCUCGCAGAGACGGAGGGGCGUCGCAACUCUCCCGGUGCUGGAAAAGAAGCGCUCGUUGCGCACGGUGAAGUCAUGCCAGGCGUCCUGCAGACGAUUGGCCCACGUGUGAUGUCGGCGUCCUCGGAUGACCGUUCCCGGAACCAGCGCGCUGGUAAGGGCAGCAUCCACGCUCAUGCGACAGAGGUGGAAGCGGCGCAUUCAGCCUCCUGGCAGACGCAGGGGCCGCAGGUGAUCUCCGCCUCCGCGGCGCGUCGUGCGAGUCGGCAGGCCGCGGAGUCUGUCGACCCGUGGUACACCGACGCCGAUCAGCAGCCGAGCCUGCUUCAGACGGUAAGCUCGUGCAACCUCUUGGGCUCGGCUGCGGAUCUGUCGGGGGCGAACUCGCGGCGCAAAGUCUACGGAUCCAUGCUCGAGGACCACUCCGACACGCCCGUCCAGGCAGAAGAGACGACGACCGUCAGGCAGGCUUCUUCCACAAUAGCGGCAGAGGACAGCGCCGAUCAGCUACAAUCCCGAUGCGCCGGUGCCGCCCUGCCGCCUCGCUCGCUGGUGGACGAGAGUGCCUCAAAACGUCCUUCCCUCCUCGCCUCUCGAGCCUCAUCCCGCCCGGACACCAGCGACGGCGAAGAGGACUACGACGGCCAUCUGUCGCAGGCAAAGCGAGCAGACCCUAAGAGAGCGACGGAGAGCAUGGCGGCGGCUGCAUGUGACUGCCGCCGGGGCGAGGUGGACCAGGUGCCUCCGAUGCAUCAGCCGCACACGCGCAAGGGCGAACUCGACGAUGAGGGUGGCAAGGAUGAUAUCAACGCAAUGAACGGCAGAAAAAACGAAAGCGAGGAACACCACCAGCAGCAGCGCCCAGCGGAAGAGGAGCAGGCUGUAGGAGCCGCGGCUGCGAGAGGAAGCGACGGCAAACAUGGACUUGUGCCACAGCAUCGCCGGCAGGUGCAGGUGAGCGCUCUGGAGCUGCAUCAGAUUCGUUCUUGUCGUGCCCUCGCGCACGAAAGCAGCAGUGAAACCCACCAAGCUGAGUCUAUCGACGUCUGCGAGGAGAACGAGGAUAGCGCGGAGUACAUCAGCUGCUACGACGUGGCCUGUCAGACAUCACAGCAUCUGCUGAUGUCGGUGCGAGAAGAGUGGCAGGGGCGUGCGCAAAGCCGGCAAGAAGCGAGUGGGGAGGACGACGUCAGCAAGAUCGGCCCACUGGACCCUCACUACGUUGGUUCGAACCGGUGGAUGUGCGCUGCCGGUGUUUGCCCACAGUGCCACCCCAAGCGGCGGGUGAGGGGGAGCAGCGGUGGUUUCGGAGGGCGUAGCAAGCCGACGUGGCCACUAGCCCCGUGCAGCACCUUGGGCUACAGCGCUCCACCUCGCCCUGUCCCGUUGCAGAGGCCCCAGGGGCCAGCGAGAGCGGCUACUGCAGGUCUCGGCGCACGCCUCCCGCCGCUGGGGUCGUCCUCAAGCGCAUCGACGCGCACGCACCCCCAACUCCCGCCUGCGUCGUCGUGCCAGCAGCGCGCUCAAAGGGCACCGUCUGCACGGCCGCACAGCAGCACGUAUGCGAGUAGCAGCAGCAGCCGCAGCGCUGGCCGUCACUACCGCCGCGACCGCUACUCGCCUACGGUCACCUCCUACCAGGGUGGGUACUGCUUCACGCGCGAGUGGGACGCACAGCAGCAGCAGCGGCAGUGUCGGCUGCGUGAGCUGCAGAUGGAGCAGAGAGCCCGCCGCGGGGGCACCGGGGCGGCAUACACGUCCUUGCUGUUGCUGACAAGCCAUGACAUGCGCUCGAGGGAGCGAGCCGCCGGUAAGGAUCCCAGAGCCUAUCGCUACUGCAACUUGAAGACGCAGCAGAUGAUGGUGCACACGGGGGUCGGCCGCGCAGAUUUAGCACUAGAGAGCUACAACGACACGCUACACGGUGCCCCUCUCAUCGAGGCGCAGGAAGACGACAAUGACGGUGCGAUGAAAGCAAUCGAGGCCUGGAAAGAUCGGGAGGUCAUCGAGCAGAAGCAGCUGCGUUAUCCGGUGGCCGCAGUUGUUUCCGCCGCAGGCAGCAGUAACGCCGCCACCACCACCAACCCCCGCUCCCACGCACACCCGGCCGCCAGCGGCUCAGCCAAAGCGAGUCGGUUGUGCGUACUGUGCUGA
Messenger RNA from Leishmania major strain Friedlin, 3336 nucleotides. RefSeq lists its product as hypothetical. NCBI's taxonomy places the organism in Eukaryota, Euglenozoa, Kinetoplastea, Trypanosomatida, Trypanosomatidae. The transcript has a single exon. The record is from RefSeq and is a predicted model, not a curated record. The coding region runs from base 1 to 3336 and encodes 1111 amino acids.